Messenger RNA from Cajanus cajan (pigeon pea), 2561 nucleotides. It is a transcript of the gene LACS8, whose product is annotated as AMP-dependent synthetase and ligase family protein. Gene Ontology annotation, cellular component: membrane; endoplasmic reticulum. Gene Ontology annotation, molecular function: long-chain fatty acid-CoA ligase activity. Lineage: Eukaryota; Viridiplantae; Streptophyta; Magnoliopsida; Fabales; Fabaceae. The record is from RefSeq and is a predicted model, not a curated record.
CCUUCGUACAGCGUGUAUAUGAAAUGUGAUGCGAACAGUGUAUUAUGUAGCCUAUACUCGGUGCUGCGUCGAGCACUGCUUAAACUAAAGAAUCACUUUACUAAAAUAGAGACACAAACACACACAGCAUUUCAUAGUACCCAAAAAAUUAGGUAAUCAAGAUUGCAUUUUGCUUAAUAAGGACCACUGUAUCUUGCCAAACAUAAAAGAUGAUUGGUACAAAGGGCAGUUCCUCUUGGUUAAAAAGUCUGAAUAUCAGUGACAUAUUUGUCUGGAAAGAUCAUGGAGAAUAUGGAGCUCUGGCGGCUAUAGUCAUAAGCAUCCUUGUUCCUGUCUUGUUUUCAGCUUUGUUCUUUGGAAAGAAAAAAGGAAAAAUAAGAGGUGUGGCUGUAGAUGUUGGUGGUGAGGCAGGUUAUGCAGUACGUAAUGCUAGAAGAACUGAGUUGGUUGAAGUUCCUUGGAAAGGAGCCCCAACCAUGGCUCAUCUAUUUGAGCAAUCCUGUAAUAAACAUACCCACAAUCGAUUUCUUGGAACAAGAAAACUAAUACAAAAGGAGGUUGUUACAUCUAGUGAUGGCAGGAAGUUUGAGAAACUUCAUUUAGGAGACUAUGAAUGGGAAACCUAUGGAGAGGUUUUCGCUCGCGUGUCAAAAUUUGCUUCUGGUCUUCUUAAGUUAGGCCAUGAUAUAGAUAGCCGUGUUGCCAUUUUCUCCGAUACCCGGCCUGAAUGGCUCAUUGCCCUUCAGGGUUGCUUCAGGCAGAAUGUAACAGUUGUUACUAUUUAUGCUUCUUUAGGUGAGGAUGCCCUGAUCCACUCACUAAACGAGACCGAAACAUCUACUCUGAUCUGUGACUCCAGACAAUUGAAGAAGUUGGAUGCAAUAAAAUCAAAACUAACAUCUAUACAAAAUAUUAUUUACUUUGAAGAUGAUAACCAAGAAGAUACUUUCUCAGGAAGUUCAGGCAGCUGGACAAUUUCAUCCUUUAGUGAAGUUGAGAAACUUGGGGAAGAAAGUCCUGUUGAGCCAAGCCUGCCUUCCAAGAAUGCUAUUGCAGUUAUCAUGUACACAAGUGGUAGUACUGGUCUGCCAAAGGGUGUCAUGAUUACUCAUGGGAAUAUUGUAGCCACUACAGCAGCUGUUAUGACAGUGAUUCCAAAUCUAGGUAGCAAGGAUGUGUACUUGGCAUACUUGCCCCUUGCUCAUGUUUUUGAAAUGGCAGCAGAGUCUGUUAUGUUGGCUGCAGGUUGUGCAAUUGGUUAUGGUUCUCCUCUGACUUUGACUGACACAUCUAAUAAAAUCAAGAAAGGAACCAAGGGCGAUGCUACAGUGUUAAAGCCCACUCUUUUGACAGCCGUACCAGCUAUUCUUGAUCGGAUUCGAGAUGGAGUUGUAAAAAAGGUUGAGGAAAAAGGGGGUCUUGUGAAGAAUCUUUUUCAUUUUGCUUACAAGCGCCGACUGGCUGCUGUAAAAGGAAGCUGGCUAGGAGCCUGGGGAUUGGAAAAGUUGGUGUGGGAUACCAUUGUCUUUAAGCAAAUCCGUACUGCACUUGGAGGCCAGCUCCGCUUUAUGCUUUGUGGGGGAGCUCCUUUAUCUGGUGAUUCACAACACUUCAUCAAUAUUUGCAUGGGGGCUCCUAUUGGGCAAGGAUACGGCUUGACUGAAACAUUUGCUGGAGCUGCCUUUUCAGAGUGGGAUGACUACAGUGUGGGACGUGUUGGUCCACCUCUUCCUUGUUGCUACAUUAAGCUUGUUUCUUGGGAAGAAGGAGGGUAUCUGACAUCAGAUAAACCAAUGCCAAGGGGAGAGAUUGUAGUUGGAGGAUUUAGUGUGACACCUGGUUACUUUAAGAAUCAAGAGAAAACUAAAGAAGUUUUCAAGGUUGAUGAGAAAGGUAUGAACUGGUUUUAUACUGGCGAUAUUGGGCAAUUCCAUCCUGAUGGAUGUCUUGAAAUUAUAGAUAGGAAGAAAGACAUUGUCAAACUUCAACAUGGAGAAUAUAUAUCUCUUGGAAAGGUUGAGGCAGCACUAUCAUCAUGUGAUUAUGUGGAUAAUAUAAUGGUUUAUGCAGACCCCUUUCACAAUUACUGUGUGGCUCUAGUUGUUGCUUCACAUCAGUCACUGGAGAAGUGGGCCCAACAAGCUGGUAUAGAUUACAAAGAUUUUCCUGAUCUUUGUAACAAACCUGAAACUGUCACUGAGGUUCUGCAGUCAAUUUCUAAGGUUGCAAAAUCUGCAAAGCUGGAGAAAUCUGAAAUUCCUGCAAAGAUUAGGUUGUUGCCAGAUCCAUGGACUCCUGAAUCUGGAUUAGUUACUGCUGCUCUCAAGAUAAAGAGAGAGCAGCUGAAAGCCAAAUUCAAAGACGAUCUUCAGAAGUUGUACGCAUGAAAUGAAGUAUCUAACCUCUUAAUUUUUGCGUGGUGUAUGUUCAAUGUAUGUAAUGUGUAAUAUGUUUGAUAACUGGGGUUUGAAUCCUGGUUCUACACUUGAGAAUGAACAAAAUAAAAUAUAUGUAUUAUGUACCUUUUUAUUCAAUAAUAUCAUUUUGCCUUAAAAAUGAAA